Molecule: messenger RNA, 2295 nt
Organism: Candidozyma auris
Lineage: Eukaryota; Fungi; Ascomycota; Pichiomycetes; Serinales; Metschnikowiaceae
Exons: 1
Coding region: 1-2295 (764 amino acids)
Biological process (GO): positive regulation of transcription by RNA polymerase II; DNA-templated transcription
Molecular function (GO): sequence-specific DNA binding; DNA-binding transcription factor activity, RNA polymerase II-specific; zinc ion binding
Source: RefSeq, a predicted model, not a curated record
AUGUCAGUGGCAGCUCCUCCUCAGCGGCUUCGUGCUUGCCAGAGGUGCCGAUCCCGCAAGACCAGAUGUGACCACACUCUCCCGUCGUGUCUGAGCUGUGCAAAAGCUGGAGUUCCGUGUAUGAGCGAUGAUAAGGCUUCGGGACGGACUUUGACGAGAGCAGAGGCGUGGGCGUUGGAGCAGAGAAUCAAAACGCUCUCGGAGUCGAUUCAGGCACAAGAUAAUAUACCCAAUUCGACCGAAGCAAUGAAGAGUUCGGCCGAUUGCGAGCCCACCGAAUCCAAGAAGCGUAGGCUUUCGGAGGACUCGCUGAGCAGUGAAGAAUUGGAUUCCGGAAACGAGGGUGAUAACAGCAGCCAUUACAACGGAUUGCAUCUUCUUGGAUCGGUUAUUUCGGACAAUGGCAGCUCCCACGUGAGUGAAGACAUCAGAAGAGAAAUUCGACGAUACUCUCACUCCAUGACCCCUCAGGGAGCUAGAGAAACGUUCAUUGCUACAGAAAACUUGGCCAUAGGAAAGUUGGGAAGAGACUUCUUGAAAGCUCUGCGGAAAAAUAUUGUCCGCAACAGGGCUACAGAUAUCACUGCUUACAAUAUGUCCAUCUUGUCUAGAGUCUCAAGAAGGUACUUCUCAUGGUUCAAUAGUGCUUACCCGGUGAUGCACGAGAAGCAAUUUAGUGAUCUUCUUCAAAAGUGCCAUGACUCUCCCGAUAGUGCUUCUGCACUAUCCUUAUUCCAGGUAAGAAUCGUCAUUGCCAUCUCUCUAGCAUCCAUCAGUCGUCCUCACCUAUCUACAUCCGAGCUAGGUCACAGUUCCCAUGCCUUUUGGAAGUCAGCGACCAGACUACUAUCUCGUUCUAUAAACGAGGCGUCAGGCAUUGUUCAUUUACAGAUAUCUUUGCUUCUUUUACAGUACACGCUUCUAGUGCCCAAAGCAGGUAAUUUGUGGCAGCUAGCUGGCUCUGCCAUGAGGAUCGCUACAGAGCUAGGUUACUACGCUGAGCCCACACCAGGUAAAAACCUUGAUCCGCUCACGCUAGACCUUCGGCGUCGUCUCUUUUGGACGUGCUACUGCAUUGACAGAACCCUAAGUACUAUCAUGGGGCGUCCAACGAGUAUUCCAGAUGCGUGGAUCACCGCAGAAAUGCCUUCACUUGUGGAAGACGCCCUAAUCAGGCCCGAUGGCGUUCAUCUGGGACCAACAUGCCAUUUAAAAAUUGCAUCGAUUCAUCAUGUACAUAUAUGCCGAUUACAGUCGGAAAUACAUGGAAGGCUAUAUGCUCCAGGGCACAACCCAGCACUAGACCCAGAGAGUCUCUCGAAAUGGACAUGGCACACGUACGACCAACUAAGAGCUUGGCGUCUGUCUCACUUAUACCCGACGCCUUUAAUAACAAGGGAAUGGACUGAAUUCCAAUUUCACAUAGCAGUCGUUCUUCUACUAAGACCCUCUCCGAACAGGGCAAACCCUACUCUUGAGGAAUUGCACGUUGCAUUCCACUCUGCUGGCCAGGCUAUGAACCUCGUGAAGAUUAUGCACCGUGAAGCCUCUGCAGUGUUUGCCUGGCUCACUGUUCAGAGUCUAUUCAUGUGUGGAUUAACGUACAUUAGGUACUUGCGUACCCUUUCUAAUGCUAAUCAAAUUCAAUUGUGCAAGCCGUUUGUUGAGAUAAUCCUAGAGGUGCAAGCGUGCUCCUCGAUGCUUGAAACGCUAGCAGCUUUGGAUAGUGGUGACCAUGAGCAAAUUCGGAACGUGUUUGAAGUGGCGUCUUCGAAUGUGCUUCACGAAUUGGCCAACUCGUGCAACAUCACUAGUCAGGCCAAUAAAGGCAAUGUCUGUAUUUGGGAUAGGCUUGCAAAGUCUAGUAGUCCUUCUUUGCAGCGACCCAUCAACAUUCCGGGCUGCAGCCCAGUUGAAUUACAAAGAGAAACGAAUAUCCAUCUAAUUUCAAAACUUCAAGAAAGAGACAAUUCCUUACUUGACGAUGAUCAUUUCUUCCAUCAUGACGUCGAUGCCUACCCUUCUUCGGGCUACUCACAUCGACAAGACAAUUCCAAUGAUUUACAUGUACCUGCAAACCCUCGAUCAUGGCGCCAAUCUGAGGAAUUUACAAGUGUGACUCCCUUCAGAGACUUUCCUCGAGACGACGGUCUCGAGAGAGGAUUUACUUCUCAACCAACUCCGGGUCCGUUUGCAUCUCCUAUGCAAGACAGCAUACACACAAGCGGACUUGUGCCCGAUAUUCCCGAUGACACAAGUGCCGAUUUGGAGAGAUGGUUCCUAUACCCAAUCUAA